Molecule: messenger RNA, 1915 nt
Organism: Tachysurus fulvidraco (yellow catfish)
Lineage: Eukaryota; Metazoa; Chordata; Actinopteri; Siluriformes; Bagridae
Gene: asb3
Product: ankyrin repeat and SOCS box containing 3
Biological process (GO): intracellular signal transduction
Cellular component (GO): cytoplasm
Molecular function (GO): protein binding
Source: RefSeq, a predicted model, not a curated record
AUAUAAUAUUAAUCAAGACACAUCUUCCUGUCCAGUGAUAAAUAUACUUCUGUGGGAAUAUCAGCUAGAAACUAACGACCUAAAGUCAACUUUACUUUCAUAGUUACUUACUUAACUAGUUACCAGCUAGUUAGCAGUUAGCUUGAACCAGUAGCCGUAUAGUAGUGAGCAAUUAGCUAGCUGCUAGUUAGCAGUUAGCUUAGUUUUCACGUUUGCUUCACAUAAGGAUGUAGCGUUUAUUGACAGCAGAGCAGUGAUGAUAUUCACAGAGUGUUAUCAGGACACUUGCUCGGCGGUGGCGCUUGCAGCGAGGAGAGGAGACUACAGGCUGUUACAGAGACUCCUGAAGAACGGCCAGUCGGUGGAUGUGAAAGAUAACCGCGGCUGGUGCGCUUUACAUGAAGCUGCUGCUGGAGGACAUGCGCAGUGUGUGCGCCUGCUGCUCAGUGCUUCAGCUUCAGAUAACUGUGAAGAUUAUGUGAACUCACUGACUCACAACUCUGAAACAUCUCUGUAUUUUGCGGCGAUGAACGGCCACCUCCGUGCAGCACGGCACCUCAUAAGGGCUGGGGCAGAUCUCGACAAGAUGUCUAAUGAUCUCUCCAGCCCUCUCUUUGCAGCUGUCGAUAGCGGCCAUAAAGAAGUCGUGGAGCUUUUGGUUAGUGAAGGAGCAGAGGUUAACAGGAGAUACUACAUCUCAAGCUGGUCCUGUCUUCAUCAGGCUGUUUAUAAGGGCCACGCAGAGAUUGUAAGAUUUCUGGUAAACGUGUGCUCUCUCGAGAUUGUGGAUGACUAUGGGAUCACGCCGUUGUUCGUUGCUGCACAGUACGGACAUCAGCACUGUCUGGAAAUCCUUGCCAAUGCUGGUGCAAACGUGAAUUGCCAGGCAAAAGACAUGGCCACCCCACUGCUCAUUGCAUCACAGGAAGGCCAUUUGUCAUGCGUGGAGUUGCUUCUGGCCCACAACGCAGACCCAAACCUUUACUGUAAUGAAGAGAAGUGGCAGCUUCCCAUCCAUGCUGCAGCCCAGUUCAGUCGUAUCAGUAUUCUAGAGAAACUGAUCCCAGUAACGAACCGGGAGUGUGACCGGGGCUGGGGGCUGGUCAGUCCGGUUUAUUUGGCAGUGGUUAGUGGUCAAGCGGAAAGCCUCCUGCCUCUGCUCAGAGAGGGUUAUAGUCCAGAUGCUCAGAGCUGCAAGGAGUUCGGAUAUAGCUGCCCGCUGGACAUGGUUCUUGGGAGUAACUUUUGGAGUGCGGGAAGUGAUUUACACCAGAGUCGAGAGAUCACAAAGAUGCUGCUGGUUGCUGGAGCUCGCGUUAGUCUGGAUACAUACAUAAUGACACUGCAGGGUGACGUACCCGAACAUCUGCCGCUCAUCCUGGAAUAUUCUGGGCUGCCUAAGGGCAAACAGCUGGAGGCGCUAGUUCAGGCAACACUCAGUAAAGUGGCCCAUGCUUCAUUUUGGCUUCCACUGUUGCUCAAAGCAGGACUAGACCCUCUACUUCUCCUUGAGCAGAAAAUGCUAGAAGAGGCUGAAUCCACAGUACUUAAUUUCUUGCUGGAUUUUAUUAAUUGGAAGACUCUGCCCUCAACCUUGCUUCACAUCCUUUCUCAGCGCAGAGCACAGAACACUUGGACGCCCCAUAAGCAUUUUGAGAGUGUUCCUGAUCUGACUCAUUUGUGUCGACUCGCUGUAAGAGCUACAGUGGGCAGUCAUGCUUUGUCUAAAUCCUCCUUUGUUCGGCAGCUGCCUGUUCCCACACUCUUACAAGACUACCUCCAGUUCAGUGACGUCUCCAGUGCUUACACCUUCACAGCCUCAGCUGACCGAGAAUCGGUUAAUUAAGCGAGCCCGCACGUUUCGCUCGCAGUGUAUUUUGUAUAUAUGUUAAUAAAACCGUUCAACUACUGAAAA